This is a messenger RNA of Trichoderma atroviride IMI 206040, 1752 nucleotides long. RefSeq lists its product as uncharacterized. The record is from RefSeq and is a predicted model, not a curated record. Lineage: Eukaryota; Fungi; Ascomycota; Sordariomycetes; Hypocreales; Hypocreaceae. Gene Ontology annotation, cellular component: Holliday junction resolvase complex; nucleus. Gene Ontology annotation, biological process: mitotic intra-S DNA damage checkpoint signaling; resolution of meiotic recombination intermediates; DNA catabolic process. Gene Ontology annotation, molecular function: crossover junction DNA endonuclease activity; 3'-flap endonuclease activity; DNA binding.
AUGGAAGACUCUGAAUGUGCCAACGCCCAGUUCCUGGCCUGGGUCAAGGAAUGGCUAGAUGUUGCCAGAGAACGCAACUCCAAGGGCGUCACCGCAUACAGAAACGCCUAUGAAUCUCUCAAAGCAUGCCCCAUUGCAUUCGAGCAUCCCGCAUCGCUGCAGCAGCUCAAGGGAUUUGGGCCAAAGCUCUGCGAGCGGCUUGAAGACAAGCUGAAGCAGCACUGCCAGCAAAACGGACUGCCCAUGCCGGAGCAUCCCCAAGUCAGGAAAGCCAACGAAAGGGCCCAGCAAGAGGAAGGCGAUGCGGAGACCGGACCCAAGAAGAAGACCAGGCAGCCCAAGGCAUACGUCCCUGCGUUUCGAUCGGGAGCCUAUGCCCUGAUACUCGGCCUUUCUCACCUGCCUGAAGAUGUAUCCUCCAGCUUGACCAAGACAGAACUGAUAGAGGCCGCACAACCACACUGUGACGCCUCAUUCACUACGCCAGUUGACACGACAAAGUUCUACACUGCUUGGAACUCGAUGAAGACGCUGGUUCAGAAGGAGCUGGUGUACGAAAGAGGACGGCCCCUACGCCGAUAUGCAUUGACGGACGAGGGCUGGGCGGUAGCUAAACGAAUCAGGGAGACGGCGCAGUGGCGAGAUGAAAACAUGUCCAGCGUGCAACAAGGGCCAAGUCAGCGCCCGCAGCCACCGUCUAUACCAGUAGAAGAUGAAGACUUGAUGCCCAUUGCCAAUGAAGCCGUAACAACAACAGCCGAUGAGCCUUUGUUUUAUAGGAACAUCGUCUCAGAUGGCCCGGUUGUUUUGGAAGAUGAAGAUUUACCCACCUUUACUCCCAUCAUUCUCCCUCCUGGGUCUUUUACCGUGCACCUGCUACUCGACGUUCGAGAGGUCAGAGCCAAAACGGAUCGAGACUAUAUGCAGGAGGAGCUGGUCAAGCAAGGGGUAAAGCCAAUUAUGAGAAGCCUAGAAGUCGGCGACGUCCAGUGGAUUGCCAAAUGCCAUGAUGCAGCGCUCUUAUCAAGACACGGAGCAGAAGGAGACGAGAUUGUCUUGGACUGGAUCGUCGAGAGAAAGCGUCUGGAUGACUUGAUUGGAAGUAUCAAGGACGGUCGGUUCCACGAACAAAAAUUUCGACUCAACCGGGCUGGCGUGAAAAAAGUUGUCUAUCUCAUUGAAGAAAUCUCCAUGGAUUCCGCCGCAUAUCAGAGAUACGAGGAGGCAGUGCAGUCAGCCAUUGCGUCAACGCAAGUAGUCAAUGGCUAUUUUGUGAAACGGACUCAAAAGAUUGACGACACCAUCAAAUAUCUAGCCAAGCUGACGGCAAUGCUCAAGCGCACGUACGAGCAGAAGCAGCUGCACGUCAUCCCAACAAAGGUCAUCACUGCGCAGAAUUACCCGCGCUUGAUCCAGCACCUUUGUGAGAAGCAGCCCCCGGUUGGAUAUUAUGUCACGUAUCCGGCUUUUGCGUCUUUGGCUUCCAAAUCGGAGACAAUGACCCUCAGGGACAUGUUUCUCAAGAUGCUCAUGACAACAAAGGGGCUUACCGGAGAGCGCGCGCUCGAAAUCCAGCGCAGAUGGAAGACGCCAUAUGACUUUGUCAAGGCGUUUCACGCGUGUGGAUCAGAUGAGCAAGGCAAAAAGCGCAAGAGAGAGCUUGUAUGCAGCGAGCUGAGUCACUUGAUUGGACGUAAAAAGAUAUCCAGACCCCUGAGUUACAAGAUUGCGGAAGUCUGGGGAGACGCUUAG